This is a messenger RNA of Blepharisma stoltei, 669 nucleotides long. NCBI's taxonomy places the organism in Eukaryota, Ciliophora, Heterotrichea, Heterotrichida, Blepharismidae. The record is from the annotation of a GenBank genome assembly.
AUGAAAAAUCCAAAUGAAUUCAAACUUGACGAUUAUGAACAAUCAGCAGAAGAAUUUGAAAAAUACGUCAAUGCACUUGCAAAGAAAAAUCCUGUAAAUGCACAGAAUUCUGAGCUGAAAACUGCUGUGUCUAAUUAUCUAACUCAUUGCAGGCAUGAAGAAAGCAGUGAUAUGAUGAUACUCUCAGGGAUACUUAGAGCUCUGCGCAACUGAGGAGCUACUCCAGAGCAGAAAUCAGAAAACGACCAGCUUUAUCAAAUCCAAAGCAAAUUGGCUUUACUUUGCCAAAAACAGUCAGAAUUCAAUAUUCAGCUACAAAGGCUGAAUGGCCAAUUAUCAGCUUUAGAAGAGUUGAAAGACUUAAAAACAAGAGAAUCCUUAGGAUUUGAAAGUGAGGACGAAGUUGACCAAAGGAUCAACUCUUUAGCUUUAAAAAUUUCCCAGAAUUUGCAGGAAGGCAAAGCCUCAGAAAAUCCUCGAAAUUUCCAGGAAAUGGAAAAAUUAAAAUCACUGAGAAACAAAGCUAAAGAUGUCCAAGCAGUAAACGAAGAAAUUGAAGCUGUCCUCAAUGAAAAAUUAUCGGUGGAGUCGUUUUUGAAGGAUACUGCUGAAGACUAUAAAAGUUUGAAAGUUCGUGAAAAAUUUUUAUUAAAUAAUAGUAAUCCUUAA